AAGAGCAACAGUAACAACAAGCAGCGAGCUGAUCAAAGUUAAGCUGCCAAUUGCACAACUUUGAGCAACUCUCCUGGCCGGGCUGGUAAGGAGCUGGAUCAACCCAGGAAGAUCUGAGAAGGAGGGGGGAGGAAGGAGACCUCCACAUCCUCCCACCUUCACACACACACACCCCAGUACCUCUAGACAGACAGACAGCACCCCAGCUUCCUUUGGGAUUGCUGAUGUUAUUAACCUGCUCCAGAGAUCAUGGCUCCCUUUGGAAGAAACUUGUUAAAGACUCGGCAUAAAAACAGAUCACCACCUAAGGAGAUGGAUGCAGAAGAGAAGGAAAUUAUCGUCUGGGUUUGCCAAGAAGAAAAGAUUGUCUGUGGACUGACCAAACGUACCACUGCAGCUGAUGUAAUCCAGGCUUUGCUUGAAGAACACGAAGCUACCUUGGGAGAGAAACGAUUUCUUUUCGGACAGCCCAGUGAUUACUGUAUCAUAGAAAAAUGGAGAGGCUCAGAGCGGGUCCUUCCUCCACUCACAAAAAUCCUGAGACUUUGGAAGGCCUGGGGAGAAGAACAGUCAAACAUGCACUUUGUCCUAGUUAAAGCAGAUGCUCUGGUUCCAGUUCCAUUAUGGAGGAGAGCAGAAGCUAAGCUAGUUCAGAACACAGAAAAACAGUGGGACCUCAGUCCAGCCAAUUAUAUGAAGAUGUUGCCACUAGAUAAACAGAAAAGGAUAGUCAGGAAAACAUUCAAGAAACUAGCAAAAAUUAAGCAGGAUUCUGUUAUACAAGACCGAGACAACAUGGAAACAUUGGUGCAUUUGAUCAUUUCUCAGGACCAUACCAUUCAUCAGCAGGUCAAAAGAAUGAAAGAACUGGAUCUGGAAAUUGAGAAAUGUGAAGCAAAAUUUCAUCUGGAUCGGGUAGAAUAUGAGGGAGAAAAUUACGUCCAAGAUUCUUAUCUAAUACCCAGUCCUGGUGAGGUCAAACAACAAAAAGAUAUGAAGCAAGAAGAAAAUCAGACACCUGACUAUCUGAGUGAGAGCGAAGGGAUUUUACAGCUGGAAGAACGAUUGAAAUAUUACCGGCUGCUUAUUGACAAGCUAUCUGCUGAAAUUGACAAAGAAGUCAAAAGCAUUUGCAUAGAUGUGAAUGAAGAAACGGAAGGGACAGCUACAGAAGACACAGAAAAGAAAAACUUGGAAAGUGUUAAGCUUGAUUUGGAGAACAGUAUGAAAGCUGGUUUAAAAAUCCAUUCUAACUUAAGUGGUAUCCAGAAAGAGAUUAAAUAUAACGACUCUUUGCUUGAGAAGAAAGCAAUAGAAUAUGACCUCCUGGCAGAGGAAUUGAACUCGCUUCAUUUCAGCAACAAGGAUGGAUGCCAAUCUAAUGAAGAUAGGGAGAAAGGACUGGAGGGUACCAAUAGUAGUGUGGCAGGCCCUCAUUUUACUCAGAAAGUAUUUCAUUCCUAUACCAAUGACACAGACUCAGAUACUGGAAUAAGUUCUACUCAUAGUCAAGACUCAGAAACGACCUUAGGGGAUGUAGUGCUGCUGUCAACAUAAAUGGAAUGGUUGUUUCAUGACCUACUACCAUGUUCUAAAAGAUUGCUUAAACAGGAACAUUUGAUGGUAAAAGCUAGAUUGCUAUGAUGUCUUGAUUCCAUGAUUGCUACAGAGGCUGUAACUAAAUCACAUGGCUACUUGCUUAAAGUACUUACAUAGUAGGUGAAAACAAGGAUAAUAAAUCAGCUGACUUUAAAAAAAAUGCCAAUUUAAGCUUUAUAAGCUCUAUGGUAAAAAAAAAUACUGUUUAUUAGAAAAUUAAAACAAAAGAAACUUCAAGUAUGAAGACACAUUAUACAGAAUGGUAACAGUUAUAACUUGAGCUUAAAGAGGUUAUUUUUUUCCUUAGUUUGUAUUUUAUAUGACUUGUAAAAACUUAAAACUGAUCAUUAUUUUGGGAGGCUCAAAUGAAUUGAAACUGUAUAAUAAGGAUA
This is a messenger RNA of Vombatus ursinus (common wombat), 1991 nucleotides long. RefSeq names its product Ras association domain family member 9 (gene RASSF9). The transcript is spliced from 2 exons. The record is from RefSeq and is a predicted model, not a curated record. The coding region runs from base 250 to 1557 and encodes 435 amino acids. Lineage: Eukaryota; Metazoa; Chordata; Mammalia; Diprotodontia; Vombatidae. Gene Ontology annotation, biological process: signal transduction.